AUGGCUGACGUUAAAGAAGAGUUUGAGAAGAUAUCGUUAGAGUUCACCACAUUACAAAACAGCUUGAAUGAGUUAAUAAAUGGUAGAUCCAAGUUAGAGACUCAGUUCCAAGAGAAUAAGAUUGUGGCCAGCGAAUUUGAUAAGCUCAAUGAAGAUUCCAAGAUAUAUAAGUUGACAGGGCCCAUUUUGAUGCCUCAAGAUUAUAGCGAAGCUAAGACCAAUGUUACUAAGCGUAUUGAGUUUAUAGAGGGUGAGAUUAAAAGGGUGGAAUCCAAGAUCAACGAGACAGAACAAAAGAUGGAAACAACCAGAGAUCAAUUACUUCAAAUCAGAAUGAAAAUGGGUCAAUAA
Molecule: messenger RNA, 351 nt
Organism: Lizanozyma spartinae
Lineage: Eukaryota; Fungi; Ascomycota; Pichiomycetes; Serinales; Debaryomycetaceae
Gene: YKE2
Product: tubulin-binding prefolding complex subunit
Exons: 1
Coding region: 1-351 (116 amino acids)
Biological process (GO): protein folding; chaperone-mediated protein complex assembly
Cellular component (GO): cytoplasm; prefoldin complex
Molecular function (GO): protein-folding chaperone binding
Source: RefSeq, a predicted model, not a curated record